AUGGCCGCAAGAAAAUCACAGGAAAAUUUUGCUUCAGCCUCCAUUUCAGGCGCAUCCAAUACUACUCUUACAACAACAGCGCCAUUAACACGUCAGCGCAUGACUCAAAAUUAUCUGUUGGUUUGGGUCGAUGCAAGCAUCGAUCAAACCAGCAAGGUUUGUAAAAAUACGUUGGCACAGCUCCGAACUGUGGUUAACGAUGUUACUAUGUACACUCAACCUGAUGAAUGCAUGCAGUUUCUCGACAAUCUGAAUGAUGAAAAAGCGUUUCUCAUUAUACCGGGAUAUCAAGGGCAACAUUUGAUUCCAGAAAUCCAUGAUAUGCCAUCAUUAAAUGCCAUUUAUAUAUUUUGUAAUAACAUAUCCUAUCACCAACAAUGGGCCAAGGAUUGGAACAAGAUCAAGGGUGUCCAUAACAAUAUCAAGGACAUCUAUGACGCCUUAAAGGGAGGUGUCAAACAAGUUAAUCAGAAUUCAAUUCCUAUUAGCUUUGUCGCGGCAAACGAAACGGUAUCCAGUGAAAACUUGAAUCAACUGGAAUCAAGUUACAUGUACACACAACUAUUCAAAGAGAUUCUCCUUGAAGUGGCACAUGACCAAAAUCAAGCCAUCACGCUCCUAGCGGUUUAUUGUCGCAAAUUUUAUUCGGACAAUAUUGGUGAAUCAAAUAUUAUUGAUGAACUUCAACAAGAUUAUGAUUCGAACCAUGCAAUCUGGUGGUAUACACGUGAGUGUUUUACCUAUCAAAUGCUCAAUCGAGCACUUCGAACAUUAGAGGCUGAUACAAUUAUUAAUAUGGGAUUUUUUAUUCGUGAUCUCCAUCAACAAAUUACUCAAUUACAUCAACAACAGCUUCCAAGUUAUGGUGGUAAGCCUUUUAUAGUUUAUCGAGGACAAGGUCUGUUCAAAACUGAUUUCGAAAAGCUGAGAAAAACAAAAGGUGGUCUUAUGUCGUUUAACAAUUUUUUAUCUACAAGUACCAAACAAGAUGUUUCUCUCGUUUUCGCUGAGAGUGCUUUAGCAAAUGCUGACAUGGUAGGAAUACUUUUUAUAAUGACUAUUGAUCCUCGUGUUUCAUCAAUACCAUUCGCCUCUAUUAAAGAAGUUAGUUAUUUCGAGGUAGAAGAAGAAAUUCUCUUCUCUAUGCACACCGUAUUUCGAAUAGAUGCAAUUAAACAAAUGAAUAAUUAUGAUCAACUUUAUCAAGUGGAACUUCAAUUGACUGCUGAUGAUGACGAACAACUUCGACAACUGACAAAAUGUAUAAGUGAAGAGGCUGAAGACGCGACAGGAUGGGAACGACUAGGUAAGUUAUUAAUCAAAACAGGUCACUUCGAUAAGGCUGAAGAACUAUACAAGGCACUACUUGAACAAGCAUCGAACGAGAGUAAUAAAGCACAUUAUUGUAACCAGCUUGGACUUAUCAAAAAUGAGCAAGGUGUUUAUGAACAGGCUAUUGAGUAUUACGAAAAGGUACUUGAAAUCGAAAAAAGAACUCUUCAUGAAAAUUAUCCUUCGUUGGCUAUUUCCUACAAUAACAUUGGUGCGGCGUAUCAGAACAUGGGAAAAUACUCGAAAGCACUUUCAUUUUACGAAAAAGCACUUGGAAUGUAUGAGAAAACUCUUCCAUCAAAUCAUCCUUUAUUGGCUACUACCUACAACAACAUCGGUGAGGUGUAUAGACAAAUGGGAGAGUACUCG
Messenger RNA from Adineta steineri, 1701 nucleotides. NCBI's taxonomy places the organism in Eukaryota, Metazoa, Rotifera, Eurotatoria, Adinetida, Adinetidae. The record is from the annotation of a GenBank genome assembly.